ACUAAUCCUACGUCAAAAUUAAAAAAGUUAAAUUCUGCGAAUAACAGUCUAUUUUUUAAUAUUAUUUUAAAGAAAAUAUUUAUAUGUUACCUAAGUAUCAUAUUCUUUUUUACCUAUAAAUAUUUCAGCAUUCUGUAAUUUAUAAAAUUAAUUAAUUAUAAAUAUGUCACAUGUAACUGAUGUGAAAUUUCUUUUCUCUAGGUUAUUUUCUCUAAAAAAUGGGCUUAAUACUAGAUGGGGUAUUAGAAAAUUUAGCCAAGACUUUGAUAAACAAGCUCAGGCUUUACCAAAAGGUAGUGUGAGUCCUUUACCUCCGCUUUCUGAGCCACUAACAAAUUUACCUUCAGUUAUAUAUACUUCUGCAAAGUCAGAAGAUUACUUUACUGAAGUAACAACCCUUAGCAAUGGCCUGCGUGUUGCAUCUGAAAAAAAAUUUGGACAGUUCUGUACUGCUGGAGUGGUUAUUGAUUCCGGACCAAGAUUUGAAGUAGCGUACCCAAAUGGUAUCUGUCACUUUCUUGAAAAGUUAAGCUUUGGAGCUACCCAUAAAUUUGCAACUCGUGAUGUUAUGCUUAGGGAACUUGAAAGACAUGGGGGUAUAUGUGAUUGUCAGAGCUCUCGAGAUACUACUGUUUAUGCUACUAGUGCUGACUCUAGAGGACUGGAAGCUGUUACACAGGUUUUAGCUGAAGUAACUUUAAGGCCUCAACUAUCUACAGAAGAAAUAGAAGCAGCGAGGCAAGCUGUUGCAUUUGAAUUAGAUACAUUAUCUAUGAGACCAGAACAGGAAACAAUACUAAUGGAUAUGAUACAUGCUGCGGCAUAUAAAGGAAAUACACUUGGACUGCCAAAAAUUUGCCCACCAGAAAAUGUUAAUAAAAUAAAUCGUGGCAUAAUUUUAAAUUAUUUAAAAAAUCAUUAUACGCCUGACAGAAUGGUAGUUGCAGCAGUUGGGGUUGAGCAUGGGCCAUUUGUGGAGUUCGUUCAGAAAUAUUUUGUUGAUAUGAAGCCAACAUGGCACUCUGAAGAAACCAGUUCAUUUAAACCUAAUGUUGACAAAUCUAUUGCACAAUAUACUGGAGGAUUAGAACAGGAAGAAUGUGAAAUACCUUUAUAUCCAGGAUCUGAUUUACCUGAAUUGUCACAUGUGGUUAUUGGCUUAGAAAGCUGUUCCCACGGUGAUCCUGAUUUUGUGGCUACUUGUGUGUUGAAUAUGAUGAUGGGUGGUGGUGGGUCGUUCUCGGCAGGCGGACCAGGCAAGGGAAUGUAUACUCGCCUGUAUACUAAUGUACUAAAUAGAUAUCACUGGAUGUUCAAUGCAACUGCAUAUAAUCAUGCUUACGGAGACACUGGUCUAUUUUGUGUUCAUUCAGCAUCGCCACCGAAUCGUUUAUACGAUACGACGAUCGUAAUUGCUCGCGAACUUGCUAAUAUGGCUGGAAAGGUCGGCGAAAUUGAACUAAAGAGAGCAAAGACACAGCUUCAGUCAAUGUUGCUUAUGAAUCUGGAAGCAAGACCAGUAGUGUUUGAAGAUGUCGGCCGUCAAGUGCUGGCUACAGGCAAAAGGAAACCACCUUCAUUCUUCAUUAAUGAAAUUGAAAAAAUAACAGCAGAUGAUAUUGUACGUGUUGCGCGGCGUAUGCUAAACGGACGACCGUCUGUAGCUGCACGGGGCAAGCUGGCACAUUUGCCUAGUUUCGAGGAAAUCCAAGCUAACAUGUCUCUAUCUAGCAGUGAAGCCUCACCUCAAGGGCGCCGGCUAAAUCUAUUCCGUGUCUAAUUAUUGACCAGUAAUAAUUAUUAUACUUCAGUAUAAAAUAGCUCUGUAUUUUAUUGUUAAUAAAAAAAUUAUUUCUUCU
Molecule: messenger RNA, 1859 nt
Organism: Galleria mellonella (greater wax moth)
Lineage: Eukaryota; Metazoa; Arthropoda; Insecta; Lepidoptera; Pyralidae
Product: mitochondrial-processing peptidase subunit alpha
Exons: 12
Coding region: 164-1780 (538 amino acids)
Cellular component (GO): mitochondrion
Molecular function (GO): metal ion binding
Source: RefSeq, a predicted model, not a curated record